UAAAAACUAUUUGGCGUUUUUACUGACGUUGGCAAUGGUCGCCCUAAUUUUUAUAUUAAUCUUAUAAAUUUCCGGUGUCGGUCCAAUUAUUAUCUUCCAAUUUCUAAUUUGUGGUCCAAUCAAUUCUCAGAGUACGUACAAAAUGCUCUUCGUACACUUACAUGCUUUUAGUCACAAAUAAAGAUAUAGUUAUUACUUAACUAACGUGCCCUAUGUAUUAGGUACCUACUAAAUAUUUAUUUAAAGACUAAUAUUAUAUGUAGUAUAUAGGCGUAAUUUAAAUCAACGAAAAAUUAAUAAUUGGCGUUUCUAACUCACUGGUGUUUUGCGCAAAUGUUUUGAAAUGACUUCCUCCCUAAACGAGGAACUAGUCCUUAGCUUGAUUACUAAGGUCAAUUUACCACUAGUAUUCCGUGAAUUUGUUAAAAACUGGGAGAUUUGUCAGUGGAGUGAGGAAAAAUGGUGUUUGGAGUUUGGAAACCGUGAAAUACCAUUUCGAUGCAUGAAGAGAAACUUUAUUUCGGAGGAGCCUUGCUGGGAGCGACAUUGUAAUGUGCAGAAAAUGACAUUUAAGAGUUUUAUUGACCAAAUACCCUCCAGCACUGAAUGGAUGUACUUUGAUUAUAAAUAUCUGCACCAGUGGUUUACCAAUGACUCUGAGUUAUGCAAGGCACUAUCAUGGAAACAGUUUGGUUUCCCUGAUAAAGGAGCUUCAGACACUACUUUGUGGGUUGGAAGUAAAGGGGCCCACACACCAGCACACCAGGACACUUAUGGGGUGAACAUUGUUGCUCAAGUCUUCGGAAAAAAGCGUUGGAUUUUUUUUCCACCAGAAACUGGAUGUAUGAAGGCUACUAGAGUGCCUUAUGAAGAAUCCAGCGUAUACAGUGAACUCAAUUUCUAUUGUCCCAGUAAUUUGGAUGCUUUUAAUGGUGUGAUGGGUGCUCAUAUGGUAGAGCUCAGCGCGGGCGAUGCGCUCCUGGUACCUCGUGGCUGGUGGCAUUAUGUGCAGAAUAUUGACCCACUCAACAUUACGUUUAACAUGUGGUUACCUCAUGAAAAGGAUAGUUCAUCGCAAGUAUCUGAAGCAUUGAUAAAAAUUUUAGUUGCUCAAAUUUGCAAGGACCUGCCCCACCAGACUGCAAGGCAGAUUGUCAAUCCUAAUGAGGUAUUUAUUCUUAGGAUUUAUUUCUUAUACUUCUACACUACAAAUUAUUAGCUGUAUGUCAGAUAC
Molecule: messenger RNA, 1234 nt
Organism: Hyposmocoma kahamanoa
Lineage: Eukaryota; Metazoa; Arthropoda; Insecta; Lepidoptera; Cosmopterigidae
Gene: HSPBAP1
Product: HSPB1-associated protein 1
Exons: 5
Coding region: 344-1219 (291 amino acids)
Molecular function (GO): 2-oxoglutarate-dependent dioxygenase activity
Source: RefSeq, a predicted model, not a curated record